Messenger RNA from Orbicella faveolata, 616 nucleotides. Its product is annotated as dehydrogenase/reductase SDR family member 4-like. Gene Ontology annotation, molecular function: carbonyl reductase (NADPH) activity. The record is from RefSeq and is a predicted model, not a curated record. NCBI's taxonomy places the organism in Eukaryota, Metazoa, Cnidaria, Anthozoa, Scleractinia, Merulinidae.
AACCUGUAAAGAACGCCUGAAAGAUGACACUGCGGAGUUCGAGUGUGAAGUUAUGUAAUGGAACUUUGAGAGCGAUAAGAAUGAGUUUUACUGCAGCUGUUAGUCGCAGACUUGAAGGAAAAGUUGCAAUUGUGACGGCAUCCACAGAAGGGAUAGGGUUUGCAAUUGCCAAACAGCUUGCUCAAGAUGGAGCCAAAGUUAUGGUUAGCAGUCGUAAACAAGAUAAAGUUAUGGACACUGUUGUUCAGCUGGAGAAGGAACCAGGUUGUACCGUAAAAGGUGUUGUGUGCCAUGUUGCAAAACCUGAGCAUCGUAAGAAUCUUAUCAAAGAGACACUGCAUCAUUUUGGAGGUAUUGACAUCUUAGUCUCUAAUGCAGCAGCCAACCCUACAUUUGGACCAAUUCUAGAGGUACUGCAAAUUAAAAACAAAACUUACAAAUUAUUGUGCUUGAUACAGUGUAAUUAUCCCUAGUUUGUGAAGGUGGGGGAGAUUACACUAAUGACAGUGACCUCAUGGGCACGACAAUAUAAUUUUUAAAUAAAUACAGAUUCAUUUACUUUUGGUGUGGUGCAGCUGUAAUACCAUAGACCCUUUCCAUAAAUGGCUGCCAAUUU